AUGCCGUCAACAUUCAACACAUUAGAACGAGAAAAUUUAUUUCUUAAUCCAAGUUCAGAUAAAUUUGGUUAUCCAGAAUUACAAAAAUUGGUCAAGCCUCAUAUCGAAUCAUUUAAUUCCUUACUUGAACCUGCUGGUAAAGGGAUCUUACACCUUGCUAUUGAUGAUAUUGGCGCUCUGGAGAUUUUUGACGUUCCUAACAAUAGCCCCGAAAGUGGAAAUAAACUUACAAUAUGGAUUGACGAUGUUAUGAUUGCAAAACCACUCUUAUCUGAAAAUGUUCGUCUCGCAAAAUCGAGACAAAUUUAUCCCACCGAGUGUCGAGAAAGGUUGACCACGUAUGCAGGGAAAAUGACCGCGAAAUUUUGUUGGUGUAAUCUAUAUAAUUUGUAUUCGCGACAACUUAUACAACAUCAUGAAGAAUCCGAAGAAAUGGGCGGGUAUUUCAUAGUGAAUGGAAUAGAAAAGGUUAUUCGUCUCCUAUUAAUCCCAAGACGUAAUCACGUGAUGGCGCUUAUCCGUCCAUCGUUUACUAAUCGUGGUGAAGAUUAUACGGAGUAUGGUGUACAGAUCCGUUGCGCGAAACUUGAUCAAUCAACCGUAACAAAUACCUUACAUUAUUUAAAAAAUGGUGGUUGUAUGAUACGGUUUAGUUGGAAAAAACAGGAAUUUAUGGUCCCGGUCAUAUUGGUUAUGAAGUCUCUUAUUGAAGUUUCGGAUAAAGGAAUAUAUGAUACGCUGGUUCAAGGAGAACAUACAAACACAUUUUUAACGGAUCGCGUGGAACUUAUGCUUCACAAUUUUAAAUUAUUUAAUGUUCAAUCACGAGAACAAUGCACAUCUUUACUAGGCGAAAAGUUUCGUAUCACGUUCUCACCACCACCUUAUUACACCAAUAAACAAGUGGGAGAUCUCAUCUUGAAUAAAGUCAUCCUGGUUCACCUUAGGACGAAGAAGGAUAAGUUUAAUCUCUUGACGUUCAUGAUCCGUAAACUAUACUCAUUAGUCGCAGGGGAAUGUUGUCAAGAUAAUCCUGAUUCCCAACAGAAUCAGGAAAUCCUUUUAGGAGGUUAUCUUUACGGAAUGAUCAUAAAAGAGAAACUUUUUGAUGUUCUUAAUGGAUUUCGUGCUGUCGUAUCUAUGGAUAUUAAUGCAAAAAGAAAAGUGAAUUUUAAUGAAAAAAAAUACAUGAAUCACCUUUUCGCAAAGGUCACUAAUAAUAACGUUGGUCAAAAGUUGUCUUAUUUUCUUGCCACCGGAAACCUUGUUUCAAAUACCGGAUUGGAUUUGAUGCAGACCACUGGAUACACGAUAGUUGCCGAGAAACUUAACUUUUAUCGUUUUAUUUCACAUUUCCGAUGUGUACAUCGUGGAUCAUUCUUCACCACAUUAAAGACGACCACUGUCAGAAAAUUAUUGCCCGAAUCAUGGGGAUUCCUUUGUCCGGUUCAUACGCCGGACGGCACACCUUGUGGAUUACUUAAUCACCUUUCUCACACAUGUAGAAUUGUCACGGAAAGGCUGAAAGUUGACAAGAUUCCCGAAAUUUUAGCAGAAAUAGGAGUUUCCAAGAAUGUAACGACGGAAGUAAGCUCCGAUGGUUCGUUGAUUUGCGUGCAAUUAGACGGAAAAAUAAUCGGGUGGUGUGAUAGUGAGCAAGCAAAAGCAAUAUCAAAUGAGUUGAGAAAACGAAAAUUUGACAUAACCAAUCCCGUUCCUUUGGAUCUCGAGAUUGGAUACGUCCCGCCUUCUAACGGAGGACAAUAUCCCGGGAUUUAUUUAUUCUCCUCUCCAUCACGCAUGAUGCGUCCUGUCAAGUACCUUUUCAACAACAAAACUGAUAUGGUUGGAUCCUAUGAACAGGUAUAUAUGGAUAUCGCUUGUCUGGAUGAGGAUGUUAUCAAUGGUGUGUCAACACAUCAAGAAUUUGCGCCGACAAAUAUGUUGAGUAUUCUUGCGAAUCUUACGCCAUUUUCCGAUUACAACCAAAGUCCUCGUAAUAUGUAUCAAUGUCAGAUGGCCAAGCAAACCAUGGGUACGCCGGCGACGUCUCUAAGGUACCGAACGGACAACAAACUGUAUCGGCUGCAGACAGGUCAAACUCCAAUUGUUCGGCCUGAACUUCACAAUAUUCUUGGUCUGGACGGAUUUCCCAAUGGCACAAAUGCGAUCGUGGCUGUAAUUUCGUACACUGGAUACGAUAUGGAAGACGCCAUGAUUAUUAACAAGUCAUCACAUGAACGUGGAUUUGCGUAUGGUACGAUCUACAAGUCGGAAGUCAUCGAUCUCGGGGAUUAUCGGACGACCGGUGAACCAAUUAAAUAUCAUUUUGGUUUUGAAAAGGAUGCACCCCCAGCAUGGCGUGAAAAACUUGAUAAGGAUGUUAUUGGCGACAAGUUUUCUUCCCGGCAUGGGCAGAAAGGUAUCCUUUCACAAUUGUGGCCUCAGAUAAACAUGCCCUUUACUGAGAGCGGAAUGCAACCCGAUAUCAUUAUCAACCCACACGCGUUCCCCUCUCGCAUGACAAUUGGGAUGUUUGUUGAGAGCUUGGCGGGAAAGGCUGGAGCUUUAUUUGGUGUUGCGCAAGAUUGUACUCCAUUCAAAUUUAACGAAAAUGACACGGCGAUUGAUUAUUUCGGUGAACAGCUUAGACGUGCGGGGUAUAAUUAUCAUGGUAACGAACCUUUGUACAGCGGUGCUACCGGGGAGGAAUUUAAAGCCGACAUAUACAUUGGGGUCGUAUAUUAUCAACGGUUACGACACAUGGUUUCCGAUAAGUGGCAAGUGAGAUCCACCGGACCUGUUCAUAACCUUACAAUGCAACCUAUUGGUGGGCGUAAGAGAAGUGGUGGUGUUAGAUUUGGAGAGAUGGAACGCGACGCUUUGUUGGCUCACGGAAUGAGUUUUUGCCUUCAGGAUCGUUUAAUGAAUUGCUCGGAUUAUUCACAGUGUCAUCUAUGUGCAAAAUGUGGUUCUAUAUUUACGGCUUUGAUAGUUAAAGAACAUGAAACAAGAAACGAUGUUAAAUACAAGAAGCAUCAUAUUAUAUGUAAAGUUUGUGAUACGGCGCAAUAUAUUACUUUAAUUAAAAUUCCUUUUGCUUUUAGAUACCUUGCAACGGAACUUGCGAGCAUGGGUGUCAAGAUCACACUAGAUACAAAAUAUUAA
This is a messenger RNA of Funneliformis mosseae, 3168 nucleotides long. NCBI's taxonomy places the organism in Eukaryota, Fungi, Glomeromycota, Glomeromycetes, Glomerales, Glomeraceae. The record is from the annotation of a GenBank genome assembly.